Aspergillus heteromorphus CBS 117.55 is the source of this 1078-nucleotide messenger RNA. RefSeq lists its product as uncharacterized. The record is from RefSeq and is a predicted model, not a curated record. The coding region runs from base 393 to 980 and encodes 195 amino acids. Lineage: Eukaryota; Fungi; Ascomycota; Eurotiomycetes; Eurotiales; Aspergillaceae. The transcript has a single exon.
UUAAAAACAAGAGGCAGGGCUGGCGGGGCGAACCACUGUGGCGUCUAUGGCUUUGGCUUUGUCGAUGGUGUACAUUGUCUCUGAUUAUCAUGAUUCUAGUGACCUCUGCUCGGAUGAUGCCGAAGCCCGACCACGGCAAUGGACCACUGCACACGCACACACAUUGAUCCAGAUACGACUGGUCGAGAUGAUAUACAAAUGGUGGACUGAUUGGCUUCGAGCACUUUCCAAACAUAGGAUAUUGAACACAACACGAGUCGACCUGCUGCCGUCGCGACCGACCUUUCACGCUCCGGCCAAUCCGCAAGAGCCCUACGUCCCAGUGAAACCGUGAAACCUCAACGACAGGCCGCCAGUCGAGCCUGGGGACCGGGCUUGUGAUUCCAGAAGCGAUGUCGACUGCCCUACCAGCGUACAGCCCGUCACACGGAAGCAUGGCCGGAUGGCUGGCGGUUGAAGCUCAUGGUCGCAUUUGGUGCCAUGCGCAGGACCAAUUCCAAUGCCCCCGAUCCUACCGGUCGGGUUGUACUGUGCGGCAUAGGGUGGAGGGGGAAAUGUAUCAGCCGCAGGAGAAUGGGAUCCUUGGGAUCUAUCACCACAGUGCAGUCGAUCGACCAUGGACGAUGGACGGAGGCCGCGUUGUCUGGUUCCGAUCGCCACUAGCCCCGGGUUCCCAAAAGCAAAAAUGCCAACCCCGGCGACUGCUCGAGAGCCAGAGGGACGUCAGUCAGGGCGGUCGAUCAUUUUUGAUACCCGACAUUUCCUUAUGCAGGCACCGGCACCAUUGGGGGGGGGGCUUCCGGUUGACUGGAGUUGGGACAGCAGAUAUCUUCCGAUCGUGCAUCCAUCACUUGUCUCGUUUUGAGGCAAGCGCAGGCACAGAGGACAACAAACAGCUCAGUGGGGGAGAUCUCAGUGGUCGGACCACGACGAAUGGCACCUGCAUUUGGUUGACUUGUCUGGUAGUGGAGUGUAUGUAGUGUAUUGUAGCACCGUACACCGCGAGGAGUGGUCAGACCUCCCCCGCCCACGGCCAAUCAAUGAAUCCAUGGACCCGGUUUCGGUUUCAUCCUCUCCU